CGUUACACGCUGCUGCCCUUUCUGGCCAUGUCAGCACAGUGAAAUUGCUGUUGGAACAUAAUGCACAGGUAGAUGCUUUGGAUGUUAUGAAACAUACCCCGCUUUUCCGAGCCUGUGAGAUGGGACACAAAGAAGUGAUACAAACACUCAUUAAAGGAGGAGCAAGAGUAGAUUUGGUUGACCAAGAUGGCCAUUCGCCCCUUCACUGGGCAGCCCUGGGAGGAAAUGCUGACGUGUGCCAAAUCUUGAUAGAAAAUAAAAUCAACCCUAAUGUGCAGGAUUAUGCAGGUAGAACACCUCUGCAGUGUGCUGCUUAUGGAGGUUACAUUAACUGCAUGGUAGUGUUACUGGAAAACAAUGCAGAUCCAAAUAUUCAGGAUAAAGAGGGAAGAACUGCUUUGCACUGGCUCUGCAACAAUGGCUACCUUGAUGCUAUAAAGUUGCUGCUUGGUUUUGAUGCUUUCCCGAAUCAUAUGGAGAACAGCGAGGAGAGAUAUACUCCACUUGAUUAUGCUUUGCUUGGUGAACACCAUGAAGUGAUUCAGUUCAUGUUAGAACAUGGGGCUCUGUCUAUAGCCGCCAUACAGGACAUUGCUGCUUUCAAAAUUCAGGCUGUCUACAAAGGAUACAAAGUUAGAAAGGCUUUUCAAGAGAGGAAGAAUCUUUUAAUGAAACAUGAACAACUGAGAAAAGAUGCUGCUGCCAA
Pelecanus crispus (Dalmatian pelican) is the source of this 706-nucleotide messenger RNA. The record is from RefSeq and is a predicted model, not a curated record. Lineage: Eukaryota; Metazoa; Chordata; Aves; Pelecaniformes; Pelecanidae.